AACCCAGAGUGACUAGUGAGGGACGUUCAGUGUUGCUGGUGCUGAGGGUUGAGUGCUGGCUACACAGCCGUCGUGUGAGGACAACCUUACUAUCAUCCUCCUCUGAUUUACCUCUCCAGCCAUCACAGAUCAGCUGCUCUUUAACAUUACAGAGUUGGCGCUAAUAAGGGUACUCGCUGGACAAAUAAGUGAUGUGAGGAGUUGGUUUACUAGUGAGUGGAGUGUGCUGUAACAGGUGGUUGAAGUGGCCUUCUGGAGGCGUAUCUUGCCACUCUACGCAUGUGUGUAAGGGAUUCCCAACACUAUGUUCAUUCAUAAUAAGGUGAUUGCUGCUAGCAGCGAGUACUACAAGUUUUGAGCAUCAUCCGACAGAGAUUGUUCAGAUGGUGCACCAUCAUGGCCUCACGGAUGAUACUGGUUCUCCACCUGCUACACUUCUGGGCGGCUUCAACCUAUGCCAGUAUUAUAUCAUGUGGACAGUGCGAGAGAAACACUAACGCUGAGCUGGAGUGCCCUAGGUCCAUUGAUCUUCAGAGGUUUAAGGUGUCAGUAACUGACCAUAAGGAUUACCCACAGAGUGUGCUACACCUUACAUGUCGAUAUGAUGCACCAGCCAUUAAUAUUUCGCUGAUUGAAGAUUGUGAGUUUUCUUCAGUCAAGUAUGUAGAAUUUCAGAGGUGCCCCUUAUUUAACACAUCGUUCAGUGAAAUCUUUGAACAGAUUGGUAUACGUCCGGAAAAUGUAACCUCAUUAUUAUUUAGUAAUGUCGGCCAGCGAAGUGGAUUAGAAUUAGAAGAAUGGCAUCUCAGAGGUUUAAAAAACCUGAAGAAUUUGGUGUUUGAAGCUAACAGUUUUACUGCCAUACCACCAAAUCUAUUGGAAGCCACUCCAAAACUGCGUCAUUUUAGUUUUACCUCAAAUAAAAUGGAAAGUCUCCCAGAAUCUUUAUUUAAAAGUACACCAAACUUGACAGAAAUAUAUCUGUAUAAUAAUGCUUUUACUAGUUUACCAGUUGGUUUGUUUGCAAAUCUUUCUAAAUUGACAAAUUUGAGCCUUUGGGAGAACAAAUUGACUGAAUUACAUCCCGAGUUGUUAUCAACAGUUCCACAACUGUUGUCACUCGAACUGACUCAUAACAAAAUAUCACAGUUUGAUUCAGGUGUAUUUUCUAACCUUACGAACCUUAGAAGUGUUUCUAAUUCUAACUCACUUGAAUUUCUUCCUGAGAAUAUAUUUCAUAACUGUCCCAAUUUAGAAAUUUUGGAAAGUAAUUUCAAUAAAAUUACUUCCCUGUCUUCAGAGCUCUUCAAGAAAUCCACAAAAUUAAAACGGUUGGAUUUUAGCAAUAACCAAAUUCGCAGUCUCCCACAGAACAUAUAGGGCUUGAAUGACUUAGCUAAGCUUUUAUUAAAGAGAAAUGGCUUGACAAGUUUACCUGUGGAUAUAUUCACAGAUUUGACGAAUCUUGAAGCCUUGGAUCUUCAGUCAAACCUCUUGGUGGCUCUCCCAUCUCGCUGUUUUGAUAACCUAAGGCAAAUGAAUGUAUUGGUUCUGAAAAACAAUAGCAUUAGUGAACUACCUGAUGACAUUUUUAAAAACUGUGAAAGCUUGAAAAAGCUUUACGUGAGUUACAACAACUUAAGUGUCCUCCAGAGCUCUUCAUUUCCACAUCCAAGAACAUCUCUUGAACUUCUAGAUCUUGCCAACAACAAUAUAUCAUUUUCAGUACAAAGUAAUAUGGAUUCAGCCUCACAACUUAUUACACUUGAAGAACAUUUUCCUCUUUCUGAACAAACAAAUCUAACAUUAUUGUGCCUAAGUAAUAACAGAAUUCCUGUAGUAUCACAAGCUUUCACUACCAAUUUCCCAGAGCUAGAAGAACUAGAUCUUGAUGGAAAUAUAAUAGAGUACUUGGACUUUAAUUAUCUUUCAUUCAAAUCAGAUAAUGUAGUCAUUAAACUUAACAAUAACAAAAUCAAAAGCAUAUCUUUACAGGAUGCAGCACACACUCAGCCCCCAAAAAUUGUCAAUGUGCAGCUAGAGGGCAACCAAUUAAGUUGUGAUUGUAAUAUAUAUAAGUUUGCUAGACUGUUGCAGGGAAAGUCUUUUCAAAAGGGCGAAAACACAUUUCAAUAUCAAGUCGAGAAUCGGGAAAAAAUCACUUGUUCUUAUCCAGAGAACCAGAAUUUACAGAUCCCUGUCAUGAAAGUCAACACAGACGUCCUAACAUGCCAGGUUCAAGAAUGUCCCAACAGAUGCAGAUGUUUCACACGUCCUCAUGAUAUGAUGCUCAUCAUUAACUGUGCUUAUCAAGGACUACAGUCCAUACCAAAGUUAACACAUGACUUGGUAAAAGGAAACUAUUCAUUAACUUUGAAUUUAAGCAACAAUACCAUUACAAAUUUGAAUGGCCUUCAAGAUUCUGAAUAUUCAUCUCUUGUGAAUUUGACAGUACCAAAUAAUAAAUUGUCAUUCAUUAAUGAAUCAGUCUUACCGGACCAUUUAAAAGUUUUAGACAUCCGUGGGAAUAACUUUACAUCUCUCUCAAAGUCAUUGUUAGAAUUUUUGAAUUCUUCUGUCACGCUCAGCUUGGGAGAGAAUCCCUGGCACUGCAACUGUGAUCUGGAUGACCUCCAUACAUUUCUUCGGGAUCCUAACAGAAAGGUGACUGACUCCCACAACAUAAUCUGUGACAACUUGGAUGAGCCUUUAAUCAAUGUUCAAAAAGAAGACCUAUGCCCCAUUAUCCGGCAGGCAAUGGUCAUAGUUACCAUUACCUGCAUAACCAUCUUUCUGUUUCUCUUCUGUGUACUCGGAACUGUCAGUGUUUACAAAUACAAGCAAGAUGUUAAAGUGUGGUUAUUUACACAUCGCAUUUGUCUAUGGGCUGUUGUUGAAGAGGAACACGAGGCUAAUAAGAAAUAUGACGCUUUUAUCAGUUAUUCAAACAAAGACGAAGAAUUUGUGAACUCCGUACUAGUGCCUGGUCUAGAGUCUGGUGAUCCAAAGUACAAAGUAUGUCUCCACUAUCGUGACUGGGUCCCAGGAGAGUACAUUCAGGACCAGAUUGAUCAAAGCAUAGAGGCCAGCCGUCGAACAAUUGUCAUACUCUCGUCCAAUUCUGUUGAAAAUGUUUGGGGGCAAUUGCAGUUUAAAACUGCCCAUUCCAAAGCCCUCAAAGAAAAAACCAACAAGAUUAUUGUUAUUGUUUUUGGAGAGGUGCCACCAGAUUCAGAGUUGGAUGAAGAGCUCAGACUGUAUCUUUCCACAAGGACGUAUCUUCAGUGGCGUGACCCAAAGUUCUGGGAGAAGUUGCGUUAUGUCAUGCCACAUCCUCAGGAAUUUAUUAAUAAACACAAGCACACAGAUAAGUUUGAACUUGUCAUAUCAAAUUCCAAACAAAACCCUUGACUUUGAUCCUCAUGUGCAGUGGUAUUAUUAUUACAAUCAUAACCAGGAACUAAAGCCAUAAGGAUCAUAGUGCUUCUGUGCAGUGGUAGAAAAUAGUGAAAAAAAAAAUUGAUUUAUGACACGAUUUUCAUUCUAUAUUUUUUUUUAGUGAAAAUAUUGAAAAAUUUUAAAACUGAAUACUUAAGACAUUGCUCAAGACAACUGUGUUGAAAAGUCGUAGUGCCUUUUCAUAGAAUCUACAAAUCAAAACUUCAUUGAGGCUUCAAAGGUCUGUUAAGACCACAGUGGAAAAGUAUUUUUUUUUUUUCAUACUGUGUGAAAGACAAUAAAGGUUUCCCCUUUAAACUAUGAUACUAGCAGUAGAUUAUUGUAAAUAGUUUAGCAAAGGAGUUAGUGCCUCUAACAAAAUGCAAUGUUGUUACUGUUAUCAGGCAAGUAUCAUGUCAUUGUAUGCUAUCAAUGCAAGUUAAGACAUGUACAACACUGGUGUGUUUCUUGCCAAAACGUUAUCAAUGUAGCAGGCUUCUUCAUUCAAAUACAGGCAAAUAAAACACUGGAGAUAGUCAGUUUGAGGUGUUCAGUCUCAGCCUUAAUUGGUGGUGAUCAGUCCCUGUCUAAAGCAAGAGGCAUACAGCCAGACCACCUUAUACGAGAGAGGAAGAGAGGUUUAGAGGCUGGGCUACAUCACUAGUGGGUCAGUUUUGCCUGUGAUGUCACCUCCAGCUGCUACACCUCACUUUUGCUCCUGUAGUCUGGCCACAUCUGCUUUUAGCCCAAGUGCUGAUCACCUAAAAUUUACUUCUAUCAUCUACAGUGUUUUAUUUGCUAGAAGCCUGUUUUGGAGGCAAAACAUUUUGGCCAUAAAUACACAGGUGUUGCAAGUGUCUUACUGAUCAAUUUAUUGAAUAUUUACAAAAUAUUUUAAAUGUCUUUCUCAAUACCUGUUGACUUGGAUCAUUGUUCACCCUGACUUCUGAUGUUAGUAUUAUACGUAUUAUCUUUAUAAGCCUACAUCUGGAUUCUCCUCGAACCACAAUGAAUGUUUCCAUUAUGUAUAUGGAAGUGACAUUGAAUUGUUGCAACAGUUUACCUGCUAAACUUUCUUCCUAGUCAAAAAUUUCAUUUCGAUAUUCACAGGUAUACUAAUAAAUUUUAUUUAGGGUAAAGCAUUAAACCCAUAAGGGGUCAUACAGUGCCUGGGGAAUAAGGGAGAAUUUGGUUCAAGCCAAGGACUGGGAGGGCAGGUUUAAUUCCUUGCAUCAAGGACCCCCCCCCCCCCCAUUGAUGGGGGCAUGCUAAUAGGACUGCUGUCUUGCUUCCAAGGUUUGGAGCUAGACAGCAGUAGAUUGGUGAAACUUUAACCAUAUUUCAUGUUCACUUUUUAAGUACGGCAGUAGUUUGCCAAUAUCUCAAGAGAUACUGUGCAUUAGGUAAUAAUUAAUGUUAAAGGUAAAAAAACUGUUGAACAAGCUUUUAUAGUGCCAAACCCAAUAGGGUCAGGUGGAAAGUGCUAAACAAAGAAUAUGCAAAAGUCAGAGACCAGUGUGGGGUAGGAGUAUGCAAGAGGUAAUGAGGGUAGUGGGGUAGUGCUAAAUGUAACACAAAGUUGAUGCAGCAAGUUAGUUUCUUAUAGUCAGAGGAAGUCUGCAGCAAAGGUGGGACCUUCAGCAAGGUUAGAUAGCAAGUGUGCCCACUGAUGCACAGGACAAUCAAUUAAGAGAUGUUGAACUAAUAAUGUAAUUUGGCAAUCCUCACAGAGCAUUUUUCCAUAAGUUUUCCCGUGAGUGAGAAGUGUCGGAUGCACAGGCCUGAGUGUAGUCUUCCCCAAACACUACAGCAAUGGCAAGAAACCCAACUGUAGUUUGACAGACAUAUUGUUACUAACCCAACUAUGUAGGAAAUUUGUCGAGAAAUUAUGGAAAAAUAGUCUGAAAGAGGAAGACUCCUGUAUACAAUGAGGUCAUGAACUGCCGACAGAACAUUGGAGCUUGUCUGUUCAUUGCUCCAAACGUCUAUCCAUCCAGGGACUCAGGAGAAAAUGUCUGUUUACUAGAGAUACGACAACCAAGGUUGUACAGGUCUCCCUCAACAUUCGCGGGCUUCACGCAUUUGCGAAUUCCCAGCCACCAAAUCGUAUUUAAGUUUUCCGCCACCCGCACGUCCUUACUACACUCCCUCCAACUCCCGCAACUGGCAGCCAGCCAGCCCGCCCACCUGCCUAGACUCGUCAUGCCAUGCAGUAAAGUAAACAAAGUUUAUUCAGGUAUACACAAAUACAGUUACACAGAUUAUCAUACUUAGCAGCAAAUGUGUAAAGUACCUAGGAUAACCCAAAAAAGUUACUCCAUAUAAUCACGUCCCUUCAACUGUCAUCAGUAACUGCAUGGCUAACUAUCAUUAUUUGGGUAACUGUUCAUUUGUUAAACUACAGUAUAAAUGUCAACCCAUUCAUGACUGCAUAUUGGAAUGGCCAUUUGGACAGGUAUUGGAUGACAAUUUGUUUACUCAACACGGCGAAGAAUUAACAUUUCUGCUACUGCUAAUAAUACGAUAAAUUGAAGGAAAUUGUAUAAAAAUGAGGGUUGAAGCAGUGGUCAAGGCAUCAUGAGUCAGUGUGGCUUUGUUUAUGCUGGAGUAAGCAUUAGCCUCUGUGCUCAUUCAAACAUUUCACAAUAAUUCAUUGUAUUUGGUGCUUGCUGAUUGAGUGUGACUGCUACAUAAUUAACCAUGGGCCCAAAGAAAUUGAGAAACAUGGUAGAAUUGAAGAAAGAAAUUGUACAAAAAUACAAGACAGUGCACGGUAGCAGUUGAGGCAGUAGUAUUUAAUAAUGUUAUUAAACCAUAACGUGCAUAAUUACCGACAAUAUGUAAAGUAAAAGAACAAGUGCAACUAAUGUGACUUUUUAUUGUGGCAACGUUUCGCUCUCCAGGAGCUUUGUCAAGCCGGCUUGACAAAGCUGCUUGAAAGCGAAAUGUUGCCACAAAAAAGAAGUCACAUUAGUUGCACUUGUAUACUUUUACUUUACAUAACAUGUAUGUAUAUAGUACAAUAUUUUAUGAUGUUUUCAUGCAUUGAUUGUUCAUGAUUCAAUAGGUUAAGGAAGCAGUAUUGUAUUAUAUUUCCCUACAAUAUAUUGGGGACACCAAACAUUCACGAGGUUCUUGAUCCCCUAACCCUGUCAACAGUUGAGGGAGACCUGUAUAUGUAGAACAGUGGGAUGAGGGUAAUCAACUUCCUGGAUAGCCUGUAGUUCACCGAGUGAAACUUACUGGGUCUUUACAAAUAAAAUGUACAAAUGUUCAGCACGGUAAAUAAAAUGGAAGAAAAAUU
This is a messenger RNA of Cherax quadricarinatus, 6742 nucleotides long. Its product is annotated as protein toll. Gene Ontology annotation, cellular component: plasma membrane. The record is from RefSeq and is a predicted model, not a curated record. Gene Ontology annotation, biological process: inflammatory response; toll-like receptor signaling pathway; immune response. Gene Ontology annotation, molecular function: transmembrane signaling receptor activity; protein binding. NCBI's taxonomy places the organism in Eukaryota, Metazoa, Arthropoda, Malacostraca, Decapoda, Parastacidae.